AUGACCCACCACAUGUACCUUAUCCUGUUAGCUGGGGUUCUCGUCGUCGCUCCCGUUGAAAAUCCUCAACAAAUCCUGGAUGUUGGUACCGGAACCGGUAUUUGGGCAAUUGAUGUUGCAGAUCAAUUCCCAUCCGCUGUGGUUAUUGGAACAGAUUUGAGCCCUAUUCAACCGAGCUGGGUUCCUCCGAAUUGCAAGUUUCAAGUUGACGAUGCGGAGAAUGAUUGGUCUUUUCCUAGGGACUCGUUCGAUCUCAUUCACUCGAGACAUUUGAUGACAUCGAUCAGAGAUUGGCCGAAGUACAUCGGACAGAUAUACAAUGCCGUAAAGCCCGGUGGGUGGGUCCAGAUGGUCGAACAUGAUUUUGUCCUCGCCUCCGACGACAACUCCCUCGCCCCAGACAGCGCCCUUCGACACUGGUUUGAUCUAUACCACACCGCGAUGGAUAAUAUGGGCCUUCCGUCUCUCUCCCACAAAGUCUCAGAGAUGCUCGAGGAGGCCGGCUUCACCGAGGUUAGCCAGAAAGUCUAUGGUCUUCCCUGGGGGCCCUGGGCCAAGGAUAAGAAGCUGAAGGAGAUCGGCGCGUGGAUGUUGGCUAACUCUGAAACUUCUUUCGAGGCCUAUGGGCUGGCGUUCCUGACUAGGGUUCUUGACAAGUCUCCGGAGGAGGCCAAGGAUCUCUGUGAUAGGGCGCAUAAAGAGUUGAGGAGUAAGAGAGUUCACGUCUAUAAUAGCCAUUACUUUGUCAUCGGGAGAAAGCCGCUCGAGACCUAGGCACAUUUGGCGUGCACGACGGGAGAAAAGCGGGAACUCUUGGGAAAAUUGUGGAAUGGUGGACGAUUUCUUUUUAUAACGAUUCUCAUUUCAUAUUCUUGCAUGUAUCCUUAAGGAAUGCGUUACUUUUCACACGCA
Tuber melanosporum (Perigord truffle) is the source of this 912-nucleotide messenger RNA. RefSeq lists its product as uncharacterized. The record is from RefSeq and is a predicted model, not a curated record. Gene Ontology annotation, molecular function: methyltransferase activity. Lineage: Eukaryota; Fungi; Ascomycota; Pezizomycetes; Pezizales; Tuberaceae. Bases 1 to 774 code for a protein of 257 amino acids. The transcript has 6 exons.